AUGGCACCUCAGAGAUUUGGCAGUGUACGCAACGGGCCGAGGCCACCAGCGGCUCGUCUCACCUCGUUCCGAGACGACACCGGCCUGGUUGCACUGCGCUACGAGCAGACCAAACAGGCCGAGCCCCCCAUUCCGCUCCCCCCUCCUCGAAACCCGCGUCGGUUGAUGGUCCGCACUGCACCAACAGUCUCCCCGCCAUCUUCUCUUCCUAGGUCUCCUCGGUCUCCGCGGUCCCCUAGAUCCCCAACAUCGCCCAUCUCUAUCAUCCCGCCCAUUGCACCGCCGCAAGAAGAGCAUCCGCUGUUCCGUGCACAGAGAAGAACGACCUCGCCAUCACCGCCAUCACCACCCUCGCAGCAGCUGAGCGACAGUGACGAGGAGUGGAAGAAGAGGAACUCGGGCACACUGACGGCCUCGUCGUCGAUCACGCUCCGGGAGGACGACGUUGAGGACAUUGAGCAGCACCCCAUCCGGCUGCAGCAAAAGAUAUUCCUCGACGAUUUGGCGACCGACACUACCGACGUUGCUAACGCCGCCGAUGUUUCUGACCUUUCUGACGCUUCAGACGCUGAUGUUCCUGACACGCCGUCGGUGUACUCCGUCGAUGACGAAAUCGCCGCAUUACCUAGCACGCCUCAGCCGCGGUACCCAUUAAACCCCCCCAGGAGGACCCUGGACCGCCGGCUUGUGCCCCGGCCGCUGACGGUUUCCAUCCCGGCUCCCGUUCCUGAGCAGGUCGAACCUCCAGUCCAAAAGAGCGAAAACCGGCCCCGGCCAAGCGUGGAAUCCUCCCUCAGCUCGCCCACUCGAACGCCCCCUUCGCUCAGGCGACGCACCUCCUUCACGACCGAGAAACAGGGCAAGAGUUUUGCCAUGGCUCCGGACGGAUCGAGACGACUGCGAAAAAAGAUGGUGACCUCAAGUGCCGGGAUGCUUGGCACAGACAGGGCUGCAGCGCUCCAGAUGAGCGAGCCGGGCCCCGUAGUGCGGGGCUCGGCUGGCACUUCUGGGCCGCCAAAAUCCCCUAAACUGUCCAGGCCUGCCCCACAGGGGUGGCCCCUCACGGAACCAUCAGGGGCAUUGCCGACAGGCCAGGGGCCCGCGAACAUUAACAUUAGCAUGCUGACCACCAGGGAACAUCCCGUGGCCUCGGUUUCUGCCCCUUUCUCGUCGGCCGACAAAUCCUUUGCGCCGAUCACCACUCGGAUCCCCGAUGAUCAACUCUGGGACGACUUCAACGCCGUGUCCUUCUCCACGAGGGGAAGCAUCAUGUUUGGGGGCAAGAACGGCAUUCUGCGAUCUCUGAUGUCUUCUUCCACCUCGCACCCCGCGCACGGCCAAUCCCCACAACAACAACAUCAUCAACAACAUCAAUACGCGACUCGCACCAUCGAACCCUCCUCCUCCCACGCGCGCGCUGGAACUACGACAAUGGCCGACGACGAGACCAAUGCCGCGGCGCCCGACAGAUCCCGCGCGGGGCCUCCCGCCGACGCGCCGUCCGUGCCCAGCAUUCGCGUCUCGUCGAUGGAUGUAGAGAGGGAAUCACAAAAGGUGAGAUCGCUCUAUGAAUCCGGCGACGACCUGAACUGGGAAGAUGGGGGGCGCGUCUCCUACCCGGACCGCCUCGAACCUACUGCGGAAGUCCCGUCGGAGGAGGAAGAGAACGUCGUUUCAUCUCUUCCAUCCGGUCCUCCUUCAGCAUCCGAUCUUCCUCCCGGCGCCAGUCAACAACCCCAAGCUACGUCGAUUACUCCUCGCUCGGUCAAUUCUUUGUCGCCUCUACGAGAUAGUUACGUUCGUCACGAAUAUGAGCGCGCCGGUGGCAUCGAGGAUUGGGCCGACCUCGAAGGUUCUGAGGUCGACCGCUAUGGUUUCAUUAACCCCAAGCGCCCCACGUCGUCACGCGCCGAACCCGUUACGAUGCGGACCUCGCCAUUCUCGGUCAGACAGAGGAAUGUGUUGACCAAGCGCCCGUCUACGUCGUACUCGGCCUCGCUGCCGGGCGGUUUCGCCCGGCCACCGAGUCGCAAGGUCUCGGCGCGUUCCCUCAACACCUACACCUCAGAGCUGUCGUCCCUCUCACGCCGGUCAACCCGCUCGUCGAUCCGCUCUGCUACUAACCACCUACCGCACAACCGUGAGCGCCGCUGGAUGGAUGAGGCCAGCGAGAUGCUUUCCCUGCAGGCUGGGUUGACUGGCAUAUCAGAUGACGAGAAGAUGGGUCGGUUGAUCGAGGCACAGAAGCGCAAGGAAGCGGAGCGUUCCGAGAAGUGGCGCAAGAUGGCAACCGCCGUCAAAACCACCAUUGUUACGGCUGCUGACGCAGAGUCUGACCAUCUCACUCAAAUCCAAACGCAACAGUCUCAGCCCCAGGCCCAAUCGCAGUUUAAUCCACAGCAGAUCCAGGGUCCGCAAGGCCAGGGCAUGUCCUACACCUUCGAUACAACGUCACCCAAGCUGAUUGACCGUGUGUGGAAGGGUAUUCCCGACUGUUGGCGGUCAGCGGCUUGGUACGCCUUCCUUGGUGCUAGCGCGGCCGCGCACAACCACAACCACGAACACAACCGCACUCCACGUGAGACGGACGACUACCUGAUCGCCGAGUUCCGCCGUUUGCAGGCUGUUGCGUCCCCGGACGAUGUGCAGAUUGACCUGGACGUGCCGCGGACGGUCAAUGGCCAUAUCAUGUUCCGUCGCCGAUAUCGUGGCGGCCAGCGGUUACUGUUUCGGGUGUUGCAUGCCAUCUCACUCUAUUUCCCCGGCACCGGGUAUGUGCAGGGGAUGGCGAGCCUGGCGGCCACGCUGUUGUGCUACUUUGAUGAGGAGAGGGCCUUUGUGAUGAUGGUUAGGUUGUGGCGGUAUCGCGGGCUGGAGAGACUGUAUCAGCCGGGAUUCGCGGGGCUGAUGGCGGCGUUGGCGGAUUUUGAGGGGAGGUGGUUGGGCGGGUCGGGGAAGGAGAUUAAGAACAAGCUUAACGAACUCGCCAUUGAUGCCACCGCCUACGGGACCCGUUGGUACUUAACCCUCUUCAAUCUCUCCAUUCCUUUCCCCGCCCAAUUGCGCGUCUGGGACGUUUUCAUGCUCCUCGGCGACUGCCCGCCGGAACCUACCACUAUUUUCCCCGGCACCACGAUCCUCCCUGGAGCCUCCACCUCGCCCAUCACUGCUACGAUGUCCAAUCCAGUGUAUUACAACGCCACAGCUCCUCAGGCAGAAGACAGCGCCGCCCAAACCGCCCAACAUCCUAAGGGGUUAGACGUGCUACAUGCUACCGCGGCCGCGCUGAUUCACGCACUGCGUGAUGUGCUGCUGGACUCGGAUUUUGAGAAUGCCAUGAAGGCUCUUACAGCGUGGAUCCCAGUAUCCGAUGAGGAUUUGCUGAUGAAGGUUGCACGAGCAGAGUGGAGGCGACAUCAGGGACGAAGGGGGUUAUGGGAGUGGGAAUGGGAGUGGGGACGGGAAAGAGAUGGAAAGAGAGGAAGGGAUAAAGACAAGGAAAAGGAGAAGAAGAGUGUGGAGGAGAAGGAGAAGGUCAAGGCGAGGGAGAAAGCAAAAGAGAAAGAAAAGGAAAAGGAGAGGCUGAAGGAACGGGAAAGGGAGAAGAAGCGGGAGAAGGAACGCGAAAAGGAGAGGAAGAAGGCUAAGGGGAAGGAUGGGAAAGAGAAAGAUAUCAUGGCCGGGGCGGAACAUGAUCUCGGACCUACGGGCGAUGCCGUCGGCAAGGACCAGGGCGACAUUUUGGACGAGAAACCGGCCAUGUUGCAAUCUCUGACCUUCUCUACCCUUGGACGUGGCGAUAGGAAGGCAUCGAAGGAGGAGAAAGUCAAGGAAAGGGAGAGGGGUAAAGGGUUGGCCGGGUUAUUUGGACGGGGCGGGCAUGAGAAGGACAAGGAUAGGGCAAAAGGGAAGAAGGAAAAGGAGAAGGUAAAGGGGUUGGAAGCAGAGAAGGCAGAAGGACAGACGGAGAAGGAGAGAGAGGGGGAAAAAGAGAAGCAUGUGGAAAAGGACAUGGGCGAAACGGAAAAAGGACCGGUAAAUGAGAAGGCGGAGGACGUCAAGGAGGAGGUGAAUGACAACGAGGAGCCGGAAACGGAAACGGCGGAACAGGAGACGAGGAAGAAUAAUGAGGAGGGCGAGACGCCAAAGAGUGAGGAUGACAACCCCACGCACGAUUCGCACGAUGAGCAAGAAGCCUCCAACAACAACAACGACGACAAGCACGAAAGCGAAAAAAACGAUGGCAACAAGGAUCAUAAGGAGACGGCCGUUUAG
Dichotomopilus funicola is the source of this 4275-nucleotide messenger RNA. RefSeq lists its product as uncharacterized. The coding region runs from base 1 to 4275 and encodes 1424 amino acids. The transcript is spliced from 3 exons. The record is from RefSeq and is a predicted model, not a curated record. NCBI's taxonomy places the organism in Eukaryota, Fungi, Ascomycota, Sordariomycetes, Sordariales, Chaetomiaceae.